Phaeoacremonium minimum UCRPA7 is the source of this 1860-nucleotide messenger RNA. Its product is annotated as putative oligopeptide transporter protein. The record is from RefSeq and is a predicted model, not a curated record. The transcript has 6 exons. Gene Ontology annotation, cellular component: membrane. Gene Ontology annotation, molecular function: dipeptide transmembrane transporter activity. Bases 1 to 1860 code for a protein of 619 amino acids. Gene Ontology annotation, biological process: transmembrane transport; oligopeptide transport. NCBI's taxonomy places the organism in Eukaryota, Fungi, Ascomycota, Sordariomycetes, Togniniales, Togniniaceae.
AUGACUUCUGUCGGUACUGAGCAUGCCAUCGAGGCGGCUGCGGCUGACCUCAAGGGUGUGACUCUGGCGGACGAGAAAACGGGUCUUGAUGGCCGCCGAUCUGAGCAUGACUCUGAAGCCGAGACAGUUGUUCCUCCCACGGAUGAGGAGUUGCAUACCCUACGCAGAAUACCUGCACCGAUCCCGUGGAUCUGCUUUACAAUCGCGUUCGUAGAGCUUUGCGAGCGAUUUGCUUAUUAUGGCACAACUGCAGUUAUGACCAACUUCAUCCAGAAACCACUACCUAUAGGCUCUACCACAGGAAAUGAUCCUCACCCGAAUGGCCGUCCUGGUGCCCUAGGUGCCGGACAACGAGCUUCGACCGGUUUAGUGACAUUCAAUCGCUUUUGGGCUUACUUCAUUCCUCUAUUCGGUGGCUGGAUUGCCGAUACCAGAUGGGGCCGCUUCAAGACCAUUCAUGCUGCCAUUGCGAUGGCCAUGUUUGGCCACAUCAUCAUCAUUAUCUCGGCCAUUCCUGAUGUGAUCAAGCACAAGAACGGAGCUUUGGGCUGCUUUUCCGUCGGAUUGAUCUUCUUCGGUAUUGGCGUGGGUGGUUUUAAGCCCAACAUCUCGCCACUCAUGGCUGAGCAAUUGACGGCUAAGCCAAUGCACGUCGAGACAUUGAGAUCUGGUGAACGAGUCAUCAUUGACCCUGCUCUGACUACUCAGCGAAUGUUCAUGUAUUUUUACCUGUUCAUCAACAUCGGCUCCAUCAUUGGACAAAUCACCAUGGUGUAUGCUGAGCGUUACGUUGGCUUCUGGCUAUCCUUCACUUUACCAACGUUCAUGUUCUGCCUUUGCCCACUUGUCCUUGUGGUGUUUCGCAAGAAGUACACCACUCGACCACCGACAGGGUCUGUUUUGGGCAAGUCUGUGCAGUUGAUCCGCUUUGCACUAAAAGGCAAGACUUCUUGGAACCCAAACAAAACUUUGGCGAAUAUCCGCGACCCGAGUUUUUGGGAGGACGUGAAGCCCUCCCGAGUGGAGAACAAGCCAGCUUGGAUGACUUUCGAUGACCUCUGGGUUGAUGAAGUUGCACGUGGAGUUAAGGCGUGCCUGGUCUUUUCAUUCUAUCCUCUGUUCUGGCUUGCUUACAACCAGAUUGACAACAACUUGGUAUCUCAGGCAAAUACGAUGGAGCUUCACGGCGUGCCGAAUGACCUGCUUAACAACUUGAACCCUCUUGGUAUCAUUAUUAUGAUUCCGAUUCUUGACAACAUCAUUUACCCGCUUCUACGAAAGUUCAAGAUCAGAUUCAGUCCGCUGAAGCGUAUGUGUGCCGGCUUCUUCAUUGCCUGCUCUGCUAUGAUCUGGGCAACUGUGGUCCAGUAUUACAUCUACAAGCUCGGAGCCUGCGGUCAUUACAUGAAUUCUUGCGAUAACCCUGCUCCUCUCAAUGUCUGGAUUCAAGCCGGCUCAUAUGUUCUUGUCGGACUUGCUGAGAUCAUGGCAUCUAUUACUGGUCUCGAAUACGCUUACACCAAGGCACCAGCGAACAUGAAGUCUCUAGUUUUUGGCUAUUACAAUUUCACGUCCGCUCUAUCUGCCGCCCUUGGCCAGGCGUUUGUCUCGCUCUCCGAUGAUCCGCUGCUCGUGUGGAACUACGGCUCCGUGGCUAUUAUUGCUUUUGUGGGCGGUAUCCUAUUUUGGUGGUUCUUUGUGCGUCCGUGGGAUAGUCAAGAAGAAGCAAUGAACCUGCUUCAGGAAUCUGCAUACAAGGGCAACAACCUCGGUGGAUAUGAUAACGAGAAGCUUGCUGACCAUGCCGACGAGCCGACUGACCCAGAGCCGGCUCCGACUAAGGUUUCCGGACCGGUUUAA